Messenger RNA from Melampsora larici-populina 98AG31, 2004 nucleotides. RefSeq lists its product as uncharacterized. The coding region runs from base 1 to 2004 and encodes 667 amino acids. The record is from RefSeq and is a predicted model, not a curated record. The transcript is spliced from 5 exons. NCBI's taxonomy places the organism in Eukaryota, Fungi, Basidiomycota, Pucciniomycetes, Pucciniales, Melampsoraceae.
AUGAAACAAAACAUGAAAUUAGGAUACGCGAAAGAGGAAGUAGCUCAAGUCCAACUGCACUUCUCACAUCCAUUUGAGCAGCGUUUCAUCAAAAGUCAUCAGCAGCUCGUGUCUAGCGAGGUUAUGCUGAUGUUUGAGAAAGGUUUGACCUUACUGUUUGGUCUAGCUAACAUACCUCUCAGAUCAGACGAUAAAAUACAAGAUUUUCAAGGCGCCAGGCACUGGUCGAUCGACAAACCUCUCCUUGGAUCACGUCUGGGUCGAUCCUACGAAAAAAUACCUGAAAUAAACCAUGGGGAUCCCGAGACUCUUUUCUUAAAAGAUCCUUCAACGAAUCUCCAAUUGGGAAAAAAGAAGACCAAUGUUGGAAAUGGCAAAUCUUUCUUCAAGGUCGCAAAAGGAACCUACAAAAAGGUUUUCACCGGCAAAACUACACUUGAAAAUAAAGUUUUGGCCAGAUGGGAGAUCUGUUAUGAUAUUGCUCAAAAGGCUGAUCAAUCUUCCCGGUCCCCUGAAGUAAGAAAAAUGGCCAAAGCUGUCCUGGCAUAUGGCCCUCUCUUCGAUCUUCCUCCACAGAUUACUCAAUUUCAUGGUGAAACAAAACAUAUAGAAUCUACAAUCAAUCUAUUUUAUAUGUCUCUUCAGAGCGAUUCUCUGAAUUCAGCGGAGAGGAUUUGGUCUGUUGGGGUACUGUCAUACCUCAAAUCUCAAAUUCCAGAGACGAGAGACUUUACAAUUCCCCGCUCCUGGACAGCCAACGACUUGGGUAGGCCCCGGGGUCAUUUUCUUGAAUAUUUUCUGCAAGGUGAAGACUUAGGAAGGGUGGCUCAAAGGAUGUGGUUGCACUCCCCUCCCACACUAGAUCCAUCCAUACCAGUUAUUCAUGAGGCGAUUCGAAGGGAAUCGGUAGUGCAUAUUAUCAAUGAACAGAUUGCCAAGACAUCGACAGAGUUUCGAACACUUUUUCUCGCGUUCAUCAACUUGAAGGAUCCUACGGAUUCUGAAAAAACCUCAUCAUUGAUGAAAUUGCUUGUAGAACAUCUGCAAGACCCAGAAACACUAACGUUGCGUCAACGGAAUGAAGAGCACAACACCAUUAGAAUGAUAUUACAUCUCGAGGAAUAUAAUCACGAGAGUUAUCUACAAUUCAAGCAAUUAACUGAAACAAAAGAAAUACGCGAAGUAAUACUUGAGGCUGACAUGAGUUUUCAGCUUGCAGAAAACAAACUAUCUCCUAAGUCCAUCAGUCUUUUAGAAAUUAUUAAGAACACAAAAACCAUCAAUGAACGUCAAAUCCUCGAGGUCUUGGAUAUCUUGAACCAAGAAGAACUGUCGAUUCCUCAAGUAGGGAGGUUCUUUAGAGCACUUCACUUGUUAUUCAAGAGCAACCGCGAGAUGUAUGGGCCCUUCGAGCUCCGACUGGAUAGAUACCCACAGAUGAUCUUGAAAAUCUCUCCGAUGUUGAAAAAGUAUCGGCUUGAUCAAAUGAAACGGAUUUGGGUUGAAGGAGAGGUUUUAGAGCCUAUCUUCUUUCUUAAAAACGAAAAACUAUUAGCAAAGAGACAUAGAGAGUAUCUUGCAAAUAUUUUGAUCGAAAAAGGCGUGCUUUCAGAGAUUGAGACUGAAAGACACUAUUUCUCUGGAGAGUCUAAAGAACUUAGAGAAGUCGUAGUUCAUCAUAUCUUAUUCGAUAUUUUUAAGAAGGCAUCAAAACUUCAAGCGGGACCUAGCCUUCACAGCUGGGCAACAGAUGACACCCUGAUAGAAUAUAUCCUUCACCUGAUCUCUUUCAAAAACGACGACAUGACGCUAUACCGUCUUCUUCGCCGUCAUGGACCGAGCCCACGCGUGGAUUCGGAAAGCGGUAUCUGGAGUUUUCACACAAUAGUUCACAAAUUAGUUCACGACGGGUCUUGGAAUGAUAAUAGCCAAAUAGACGAGUUCAGAAAAGCUCUUAAGGAGCUUGAAGCCGCCGUCUAUCUUAAGGCCACGCGUCUUAUAUGA